UUAAUGGCAAAAAUCCGUCACUUUAAGUGGACAAAAAUUUUAGAGUGGGUCAAUGGAACCAAAUUUGCAUAAUAAUAACUUUUAUGGUGCAAGUUUAUUUUGUUGCCAUCAUAAUCGCAAAAAUGGCAUUCUUAUUGUGUAAUCAUAUUUGCAAUUUGACCCGAUUUUCAGUUUCCAGUAAUCCCUCCGUUCUUGCUCUCCGUCUGCAAUGAAUUCUGGUUGCCAAAACCCAACCGUGUAUUUUUGUCCAUCUCGUCAUCCCCUUCAAAAGAUUCUCAGCAUAACGCAAAAAUUCCUGUUCUGGUUAGGGUUUUCAUUAAAACCCCCAUUUUCUCUACCGGAAAGGAGGGGCUGAGAAUUGUGAAAACAAAGGGUUUUUGCUGCCUUUUUUUUUUGUCCUAAAUUAAUUUCAUGAACUGCAAGAGCUCUCUCUAUAGAUUCUGUCCUGACCUUUCAUGACCUGCAAAUGGAUUUUCCUAAUUCAAGCGUGUUAUUUGCGGGCGGCAAAUCUUCGUUCUUGGUAGCCCUGGCAGCAUCCAUUUCCUGUUUCUUUUUCGCGGGUGCUGUUGUUUUCCGGAUAGGGAAAUCAGUGAAAAACUCUGAAUCAAAAAAUGGAAUUCCCCGUCAGUGUGAGGAAAUGGCUCUGAGAUUAAAUGGCGGGGCGGAGGAGAGCCAGGCGGGGAUGUCGAUGAUGGAACAGUUGGUGCCGGAGAUCACAUCUUAUGCCCUCACUUAUUUGGAUUAUCAGAGCCUCUGCUGCCUCGCGAUCACAAGUUCGUUCAUGAGGAAAGCCGCCAAUGAUGACAAUGCUUGGAAGGCAGUCUACCUUAAGCUUCUCAUUUUCCCUACAUUUUUCUUGGACUCUGUUUACAGUUACAAUGAAGUUAUAGAGAGUUGGCAGGUAGUUUUGAGGUGGGAGCAUGUGGCUAAUUUCCAGGUUGGAAAAGUGCGGAUUCGCGUGUUAUCAGAUGUGGCGUGGGUUACCAUGUCAGUCUACAUCGACUUUGCACCCGGCCCAUUUAACGUGACUAACGUGUAUGAGUUUCAUAAUGGGAGAUGGUGCAUGGUGCACCAUCACACCACUGCAUUGCUCAUUCAUGGUGGAGGUUAA
Molecule: messenger RNA, 1111 nt
Organism: Striga asiatica
Lineage: Eukaryota; Viridiplantae; Streptophyta; Magnoliopsida; Lamiales; Orobanchaceae
Source: the annotation of a GenBank genome assembly